Physeter macrocephalus (sperm whale) is the source of this 2032-nucleotide messenger RNA. It is a transcript of the gene ABHD8, whose product is annotated as abhydrolase domain containing 8. The record is from RefSeq and is a predicted model, not a curated record. The transcript has 5 exons. NCBI's taxonomy places the organism in Eukaryota, Metazoa, Chordata, Mammalia, Artiodactyla, Physeteridae. Gene Ontology annotation, molecular function: catalytic activity. Bases 204 to 1502 code for a protein of 432 amino acids.
GGGAGACACUUAAAGGGCUGUCUCGCUAGGCGGUAGGGGGAUGUCCCCGCACUGACCGCCUUGGGCCCGCGCCCGCCCGCGUAAACGCGCCCGGCCCGACCGCGCGCCACCAUGUAAACGGCGCCCGCAGGCGGACGCCCGCUUCUCCACUCGGGACCCCUUUGCCCUGCCCCGGGCCCCAGGGCCCUCAAUGAGGACACACCAUGCUGACCGGGGUGACCGAUGGGAUCUUUUGCUGCCUGCUGGGCGCGCCACCCAAUGCUGUGGGGCCCCUGGAGAGUGUGGAGUCCAGUGAUGGCUACACCUUUGUGGAGGUCAAGCCUGGCCGCGUGCUGCGGGUGAAGCAUGCUGGACCCGCUCCGCUCCCCACCCCACCUCCACCACUGUCAGACGCCGCCCAGGGGGACCAAUCUGGCUUGGUCCACUGCCAGCGCAGAAUCACCGUGUACCGCAACGGGCGGUUACUGGUGGAGAACCUGGGCCGGGCACCACGAGCUGACCUCCUGCACGGGCAGAACGGCUCUGGGGAGCCACCAGCCGCCCUCGAGGUAGAGCUGGCUGACCCAGCGGGCAGCGAUAGCCGCUCGGGCCCAGGAAGUGCUGGGAGUGGCAGUGGUGGACGACGGCGGCGAGCCCGACGCCCCAAGCGGACCAUCCACAUUGACUGUGAGAAGCGCAUCACCAGCUGCAAGGGCACCCAGGCCGAUGUGGUGCUCUUUUUCAUCCACGGUGUCGGCGGUUCCCUGGCCAUCUGGAAGGAACAGCUGGACUUCUUUGUGCGCCUGGGCUACGAGGUGGUGGCGCCCGAUCUGGCUGGCCACGGGGCCAGCUCAGCGCCCCAGGUGGCCGCCGCCUACACCUUCUAUGCACUGGCAGAGGACAUGCGUGCCAUCUUCAAGCGCUAUGCCAAGAAGCGAAACGUGCUCAUUGGCCAUUCUUACGGUGUCUCCUUCUGCACGUUCCUGGCGCAUGAGUACCCAGACCUGGUGCACAAGAUGAUCAUGAUCAACGGCGGGGGCCCCACGGCACUGGAGCCCAGCUUCUGCUCCAUCUUCAACAUGCCCACGUGCGUCCUGCACUGCCUGUCACCCUGUCUGGCUUGGAGCUUCCUCAAGGCUGGCUUCGCCCGCCAAGGGGCCAAAGAGAAGCAGCUGCUGAAGGAGGGCAAUGCGUUCAAUGUGUCUUCCUUUGUGCUUCGGGCCAUGAUGAGUGGCCAGUACUGGCCCGAGGGCGACGAGGUCUACCAUGCCGAGCUCACCGUGCCCGUCCUGCUUGUCCAUGGCAUGCACGACAAGUUUGUGCCGGUGGAGGAAGACCAGCGCAUGGCUGAGAUCCUGCUCCUGGCCUUCCUGAAGCUCAUCGAUGAAGGCAGCCACAUGGUGAUGCUGGAGUGUCCGGAAACGGUCAACACGCUGCUCCACGAAUUCCUGCUCUGGGAGCCCGAGCCCUCGCCCAAGGCCCUGCCCGAGCCCCUGCCCACGCCCCCAGAGGAAAAGAAGUAGCCGCUGAGCUGGCAGGGUAGUGCUUAGUGAGCCGAGGAGCCUGAGGAGGGGCCCGGAGCCGGAGUUGGGUCUGCCGCGCGGACCACCUGGGCGGGCCGUUCGCUCCAGCGGGCGGGGUCAGGUCAGGGAGACGCCCCCCAGGCCGGCUGGGCAGGACGUGGCGUUCGUGGGAGCCAGGUGGACACACCGCUCUCUGCUAGUCCUGCGGGACCCAUCGGUUUUUCGGGGCCAUAGCCGGGACCCCCGCGGAGGAUGACCUUGUACAGAAGCCCCCUACCCCAAAAUGCCAGGGCCGAGGCAGGCCACCACCCCGCUCUCUGUCUUCCGUGUUCGCCGUGCUUGAUCCUGGGACCCACGAGCCCCGCAGGGACCCUCGAGACCCCGCCCCAAUGCCCGAGACCCCUUACCACCCCCCAUUCCUCGGCGCUGGGAGCUAUUGUGGCCCAAGGAGGGAGGGUUUGGGAGGGGGCUGGCACCACCGAACCCGCACAUCUCAACUUGUAACUCAAUAAAAAGAAGUGACAAUCUGA